AGCAUUAUCCAAUAUGGCCGCGACGUCCAGCAGUUGUUUCUUCUUCUAGUUGGGAUCUAACCUUUGUCCUGCUGGUUAUUUGCAAACAAACCGGUUUUAAUGCGAUACGAAUAGGCGCUGCAGUGAUUUGUUUCCGCGUGUGUCUAUUUUUUUUGUUGUUGAAAAAACGGUACUUGUGUCGAAAAUGAGUUACACGACGCGGGUGGUUCAGGUGACCAAUGUGUCGCCAAGCACAACGUCGGAACAGAUGAGGACAUUGUUUGGUUUUCUGGGAACCAUCGAGGAACUAAAGCUAUUUCCGCCAGAUGAUUCCCCUAUGCCGGUGACAUCCCGGGUCUGCUUUGUGAAGUUCCAGGAGCCAGAGUCUGUGGGAGUGUCUCAGCAUCUCACCAAUACGGUUUUUGUGGAUAGAGCUUUGAUCGUGGUCCCGUUUGCUGAAGGAUCUAUUCCUGAUGAGGCUAAGGCUUUGUCCCUUUUGGCCCCAGCAAAUGCUGUUGCAGGGAUCUUGCCAGGCGGAGGCCUUCUCCCAACACCGAAUCCUCUCCCAAAUCCAGCUCUCGGAGCCAACCCCUUUGGUCCUCCAACCAUAGACCCAAUGGCAGCGUUUGGAUUUGCUGGACCCAAUAUGAACCCACAGGCUGCUGAUCAGUUGCUAAAGAUGAUGACGGAUCCAAAACUGAACCCGUUGGCUGCUGGUUUGAAUCUGAGUGCGAGCCUGAAGGCCGAUGCCUCAAAUAAAGAGAUUGAAGAGGCUAUGAAGAGAGUCAGAGAGGCUCAGUCACUCAUUUCUGCUGCUAUUGAACCGGGACAUAAGGAGAGCAAAAAGAAACAUUCUCGGUCUCGAUCCAGGUCCAGAAGGAGGAGGACCAGGUCACGUUCAAGACACAGUCGCAGGCGAACCAGGAGCAGAUCAAGACGCAGAUCCAGCUCGAGGAGCAGGCGGCGUUCCAAAAGCCCACGCAGGAGACGCACCCACUCCAGAGACAGGGGCAGGCGAACUAGAAGCAGAUCCAGAGACAGAAAGAAGGAGGAUGUUAGCAGGAGGAGAUCAAAAACGCCUCCUAAAAGCUACAGCACUGCCAGAAGGUCCCGCAGUGCGAGCCGGAGGCGCAGGAGAAGUCGCACCGCCAGCCGAUCUCCAAAGAAGUCUCCUAAAAGGAGAGUUUCUCCCUCUCCUUCCCCUCGAAGGCACAAGAAGGAAAAAAAGAGGGAUAAGGACAGAGAGAGGGAACGCAGGAGUGAUAAGGAACGCGUUCGCGAGGAACGAGAACGCUCUACUAGCAAGAAAAAGAAAAGUAAGGACAAAGAGCGGGAGCGGGAAAGAAAAUCAGAUGGAGACAAAGGAGAUAUUAAGAUCACUAGAGAUUAUGAUGAAGAGGAACAAGGUUACGACAGCGAGAAGGAAAGGGAAGAGAGGAAGGAUUCAGACGAUUCUGCCAUGUCUCCUCAGUCUGUGGAGGGAAACGGCUCAACCCGGCUCGUAAAGCAGGCCAAAGUUAACGGCGCUGAUGAUCGCCACGAAGAAGACAUGGAUGUCAGCGACUGAAAGCUGCUUCAUCCCACUGUAUCCACUUAUUUUGGUUAGAAACAUUCUACAAAAUUUCCCCCACUUGGGUAAAUCUAAAAUGUGAAGUGUUUGGAGAAAAAAAAAACCCUGUUUAUCGUACAGAAACAAGUCUGUCGUUUUGAAAAUGUAUAUUGCAGCGUUGUUUGCCUAAUAAUUCGUUUUUCAUUUAUCUUUUGUCAAUAGUACACAUUUAUUCCUUGCCACCACAGAUGUAAUUAGUUUAAACUGGAAGUAGGUUUGCUUUACUACUAUUGAGCUUGUGUUUUCAAAUUUGUUGCUUUAUGUAUUGUAUCUUUUUUUAGUGUUGUGGUGUAUGCGUCUUUCCCUCUUCUUCACAGAACAGUUGCAUCUUGUUUCUGACCUACAAGUGUUUUAUCAAGAAUUUCUUUUAUAUAAUAAAGCCUGUUUGAAGAGCUAA
Xiphophorus hellerii (green swordtail) is the source of this 1985-nucleotide messenger RNA. Its product is annotated as serine/arginine-rich splicing factor 11-like. Gene Ontology annotation, cellular component: nucleoplasm. Gene Ontology annotation, molecular function: RNA binding. Lineage: Eukaryota; Metazoa; Chordata; Actinopteri; Cyprinodontiformes; Poeciliidae. The record is from RefSeq and is a predicted model, not a curated record.